Molecule: messenger RNA, 1568 nt
Organism: Pygocentrus nattereri (red-bellied piranha)
Lineage: Eukaryota; Metazoa; Chordata; Actinopteri; Characiformes; Serrasalmidae
Gene: bloc1s4
Product: biogenesis of lysosomal organelles complex-1, subunit 4, cappuccino
Exons: 5
Coding region: 144-887 (247 amino acids)
Cellular component (GO): BLOC-1 complex
Source: RefSeq, a predicted model, not a curated record
CGCUCUGCUUGGCCCUCGCGGGGAGCCGUAGAGAGUCAUAUGAUGAGGGAGGUAAACAUCUGAGUCUGUCGGGACUCGAGCAGCGAGGGUUCCGCGUCUGACACGCUACGCAGCCGAGCCGUGAGGGGCGUUUGACGGUGUUCAUGGCCAUGGAGCCGCGCUAUGAGAGGGGAGCGGCGCUGUCUCCGCUGGAGGAGUCCAGCGCGGAGGUCAGCAGGGAUAGCGGCGUGGUGUCCCUGAGCGCCAGCAGCCUGUCGAUGGCCAGCGAGGCCCUGAGUAGCGGGGCCGUGUCCCAGAGCCCCAGCUUCGGGGGGAACGUGUCCCAGAGCCCCAGCUUUGGCCCAGCCGUCCCGCAGAGCCCCAGCUUCGGGCCCAGCGCGGCGCUGGAGCCGCAGGCAGCCCUGGAACCAAACGAGCAGGACGAGGAGAUGCUGAAGCGCACGGCGCUCAGCUACUCCACAUACAUCCGCGCAAACGCUGGAGAGGAGAUCCUGUGUCUGGAGAAGAGUCUGGAAGAAAUGCUGACUCGAGUGGAUGAGUUUGUGGGGAUGCUGGACAUGAUUCGCAACGACACCUCUCAGAUAGUGAACACCAACCUGCCUCAGAUUCACCGAAAAGCAGAAGACAUGAGAGAGAUUUACAGAAAAAUUGAUAAGUUGGAGGCUUUUGUCAAGAUGGUCGCAGCCAAUGUGAGCGCCAUGGAGGAGCAGGUUACCCAAGCAGAAGGUGAAGUGAAGACCCUGCCGGGUGCUUUCAAAAAGAUUUUCCGGAGCGUCCCUGGAUUUUUAAACAAACCUGCCAGCCCCAAAAGAACACCACAACAGCACCAAGAGAUUCCCCCCAUAUUCAGGACUGACGAUUACUUCACACCUCACCCAGAGCAGUGACAACAGCCACUGCGGCGCUGACCUUUGCCAAGGUCAAAACUGCACACAAGACCCAGUCCAGCGUGGACUGUAACGGCUGCUGUGUCUGACGGACACUUGCCUUCAACAGCAAUAUAAACACGGUACUCGAGAACACUGAGCUUAAUCUAACGGCACCAGAUCACAGCCAAGUGCUAUUUUAGUAGACUGUUUGACGGCAGCUAGUUUUAUAACCAAAAACCUUUUGUUUUAAAGAACUCGCAUUGUUUAAAGUGCCUCUCCUGGAAGCUGGUGGCUGUGUUCACCCAUCUGACUGAGAAAGCAUGCUAGCGGUCAUCAGAACACGAGGGCAGUUUCUGGGGGUUUUUACUUAGGCUUGUGUAUAGUUUUAUAGUGUUAUCAUAUGAUCUUGGUCCCUUUUUUCCAGCACUCGAGGUCUUUUUUGCACGAUUAACACCUGACUCCUGUCGUUUUCCCUCCUUGUUCUGAUUUAACAGUCCGUCAGAUGCUGUGAUUUGAUGACAGGGGAGCCACUGUUGCACGUGGUUCUUCAUCAUCAUGUAAAUGUUCUUGCUGUCUGAUCUCCUUUUAUACUUCAGUGUCAUUAAUCGGUUAACUAUUUAAAUCAUCUGAUUUGGAAUUAACAUUCAUUUAUUUAUAAUAAAAUACAAAUACUGUAAAAAAAAAAAUAAUAAUAAAGUA